Messenger RNA from Anas platyrhynchos (mallard), 1109 nucleotides. Its product is annotated as B-cell differentiation antigen CD72-like. Gene Ontology annotation, molecular function: transmembrane signaling receptor activity. NCBI's taxonomy places the organism in Eukaryota, Metazoa, Chordata, Aves, Anseriformes, Anatidae. The record is from RefSeq and is a predicted model, not a curated record. Gene Ontology annotation, cellular component: plasma membrane.
GUUCCUCCACCUGACGUGCCUCGGGGCCACACGGCAGCCAUAGGACGGAGCUGCCGCGGGUGCCGCAUGGCGCACAGCGUGCUCUACGCCGACCUGCGCUUCGCCAAGGGGCCACGGGGACACAGCAUGGCCAGCGGAGUGCUGGGGGCAGCCCCCGGCAUGGAUGAGGCCGACAGCCCCUAUGAGAACGUGGCACCGGGGCCAGCACCCGUGAGGCCGGCUGGGGAAGGGACCCGGCACAGCCCAGGGCGCUGCUCCCGGCGGCGCUGCGUCCCCGCGGGGCUGCUGGCAGCCAGCCUGCUGCUGCUGGUGGCCCUGGUGGCCCUGGGAACCUGCUACUGGCAGGCGACCCGCGAGCUGCGGGACACGUCCCUGGAGCAGGCGGCCGAGCGCGGCCGCUUCUCGCAGGAGGCGCGGGCGUGGGAGCAGAGCCUGGAGCAGGCGCGCCGGGAGCUGGCGCAGGCGCGCACGGAGCUGCAGCGAGCGUGGCGAGAGGGCAACAGCAGCCUGCUGGAGCUGGGCAGGCAGGAGGCCGAGCUGGCACGAGUCUCGGGGGCCCUGGCCGGCGCCCAGAGAGAGCUGCAGGACGUGCAGGGGCGCCUGGAGGCCAGCGAGCGUGCGGCCAGCAGCCUGCGCGCCUGCCUGGACGCAGACUGCUGCCCCCCGGGCUGGCUGCUCUACCACGGCAAGUGCCUCUUCGUGUCCUCGGAGAAGAAGAGCUGGCGGCUGAGCCAGGACGACUGCGAGGGGAGAGCCUCCCAGCUGCUGCUGCACGACGAGCGGCAGGGGUGGGCGCUGCCGCCUUUCCUGCUCGAGGGCAGCACCAAGUACUGGGUGAAGCCGAGGACCAAAAAUGCUGUGAGGACGGAGGAGGACUUUGGGUGGGUACACGUGGCUUUGGGAAUGCACACUGAUGGGCUCCGGGAUUGUGGAUCUCACAUACUGCUACAGGUCUUACCACUGGGUCUGCGAGCAGCCCCCCAAGCUCAGCAACCUGUCCGAGAUGCUCUCUCCUCUCCUGGCUAGGGGCUGACCCCGGCACCCAUUCUCUGGGGGUGUAGUUUGGGAACGGAGGUGUUGGGCAGUUAAAGGAUGAUUUGUGGAGAAGA